UGCUGGAAGAGCAAACCUGGCAACCUGGCAGCUUGUCCGGAGACCGUUGGCAAUCUGGCAAUGCGGAAAUAGAUCUGGCACCCCCGAGCACGGACUGAGGAGAGAGGCGUGACUGAGCGAGCAGAGAGGAGAGUGGAUUGCAUUGGCAAAGAUAAAAUAAUCAACUAUUUCUUUCCUGUUAGCUUUUUUCUUUUUUAAAUAAAGUGCUCAGGUGCGCUCGUCUGCAUCGGCUGGGAUUUUUCCAGCAUUUGUUUUUCAACCUGACAAGUCUGGGAAGAAGGAAAGAAGAAGUGCGUUUUUAUCGUUUGGAUUCCGGACUUCUUUACUGACUUUUCCUUUUUUUUGCAUCAAGCAUGGAUGUGUUGGCGAAUUACAGUAUUUUCCAGGAACUCCAACUCGUCCAUGACACUGGUUAUUUCUCUGCGAUGCCUUCCCUGGAGGAGAACUGGCAGCAGACAUGUCUCGAGCUGGAGCGCUAUCUACAGACGGAGCCCAAGAGACUCUCAGAGCUCUUUGAUGAGGAGCUGGACUGUCUCUUAACGCCGACCUUCAUACAGGGCGGUGACAGUGAUGAGGACCUGAUGGACCCCCUCCUCCCCAGCCUCCCUGACCAGCCCAGCCCACCUCCACUACUGAUAACCCUCCCCAAGGUCCAGGCCAAAAUCCUCCAGGUGCCCAACCCCAGCAGGACCCAAGCAGAGGCAGGGACUGAAACCCUCACACCAAAGGACCAAGUCCUCGCAGGAGUCAGUGCCGCACAGCUCAGUGCCGCUGUUACAUCCCUUACACCGCCAUCGUCACCAGAGCUCGGCCGCCACCUCAUCAAGCCCACACAAACACUGACUGCGACGGCGGAUGGUACACUAACGCUCAAAUUUGUGGCAAAGAAGGUUGGGUUUGGGGCGGCUAAACUGGUGGCAGCACGAGCGUUACCAUCGCCGCCGAGCCGUGGAGGAGCCCUCAGUGACAGUGAGCAGGGAGGAGGAGGAAGUCCUGGAGGAGAAAUACCAGAGAACAAAAAGAGAGUCCACCGGUGCCAGUUUAAUGGCUGCAGGAAGGUUUACACCAAGAGCUCCCAUCUGAAGGCACAUCAGAGGACUCACACAGGUGAGAAGCCCUAUAAGUGCUCAUGGGAGGGCUGCGAAUGGCGUUUUGCCCGCAGUGACGAGUUGACACGACACUACCGCAAACACACCGGAGCGAAGCCAUUCAAGUGCAACCACUGCGACAGGUGUUUCUCUCGGUCGGACCACCUGGCCCUGCACAUGAAGAGGCACAUCUGAGGGAAAAAUAAAAGGAGUGGGAGAGGAGAAGAAGCAAGAGGAGAAAAAGGAGGAGGAGGAGAAGAGAUAGGAGGAGAGAGGGAUGGGCAGUCGAGCUACCUACCGCCCUCCUCGUUCACCCCAUCCAUACCCCAUCCGUCGGCGGCCAUGACGCCUGCAGGGCAGCGCAUCCAUCUGGGAGGGCCAUAAAGAUCAAACGGACUGACGGCCCUCUGAUUGGAGACGGGGAUUAGAGGAAAACGAGGAGUAGCUAGAUUGUUGUUUUUCUUUAAAAUCACACACACUCACACACUUGCAAUAGUGAACACUCAACACACCCGUCUUUGAAUGCAUCAUCCCGGUGAACCCCGGCUGCUCUCAUGCAGCUCUGGGGGCUUGGACACUGCCAAACCAACAUAUACUUAACUUGCUUGAUGAAACAUUACGCAGCCUUUUUAUCUUUCUUUGUAGUCAGUGUGCUUAAACCAUAAAGUCACUUUAGGUGAGGAGAUAGUUCAGUGGGGAAACUUUGAAUAUCCAUGUAGUCAGUUGUAAGUGCUUUACCGGCUUUUGAAAUCAAAUACUCAACUUUUUUCAUUGUUUUUUAAUGUUUCUCAUACACGGGACACGGAACCAUCAUCUGCCGCAGUCAGCUCCAGUAAUCUAUGUGAAGAAAACAACAACAAACAACAAAUCUGCAGGAGAGAGACUGUAUGAAUUGGCUUCUAGCAUAGCUGACAAUCGAACCCAGGGCUCGGACACCGGGUGUUUUCCGUGCACCCAUGGGACCUCAGUCAGCGGGUGCUGCUGCAACUCUCAGGCUCUCCUCCAGUGGGUGUUUGCAUCUCUCACCUUCACUGAGACGCCUGCUGCCUCCGCAGGCUAACUGACAGAAAUGUGCAGCGACACUUUCUUCCCUUUUUUUCUACUUAGAGGACGAUCAUUCUUCUUAUUGUUGUUAUUACAAAGAAUGACACUUUGUUCUUUUCUCUCUAGGAGAAAAUGUCUUAAAAAUCACUGAAUUGUGUUUGAGAAAAAAACUCAAAAUCUAAGAUGACUUCAACGGAAUGUGUGGGAUGAGAAGGAGAGCGAUGUUGGUCUUUUAAUCCCCAUGUGCACCGGCUCUGCUUCUGCAGUCUGUGAGCAACCAGUGGAUGAACAAAAAAACAGAAUCAUACCAACUCUCAGAAACGGGAUUUGUAUUUUUGUUGGACUAAAAUAAAAGCAGAAAGCAGCGAGGUCUUCAGUUGUUUGUGCUGCUCUUUCUGCCCUGCGAUUCACUCCAGCUGAAAAACACAACCCUUGCAUGACCUUUUGUGGUCUCGCACUCUACCGGAGUCAGGCGGAGGACUCGCAAAAGAAUGGAAACCUGUUUUUUCUUCUUUCUUUGUUUUUUUGUUGAUUCUGAGAGCCAUCCUGGAGCUCUUUCACAGACUCUGAGAUCUCAUCUCCCCGGCACCACUGCAGGGCAUGAACGGAGGCUGAAGAGCUGCUUUUUGGUUACUCACUCAGCUUACUGGGACGCCAACCGACCUUUGUGUGGUGGUUCCGAACAGACACGGUCACGUUGCCCGGUCAAAUUUUGCCUGUUUCGUAUCCAUUGACUGCACUGACUUCUUUUCAAUGUUAUCUGUGCUUUUGUUUCCAACAGCGAUAAAAGGAACACAAAGAAAAAAAAAUCAUAAAAAGACUUGAAAAAAUACGACACAAAAAAACAAUUCUGUCUCGCUCUACACAUUGUAUACAGAACAAGCACACAUAUUCCAUCAACACACACACACACACACACACACACACACACACACACACACAGACAGACUACCAGUUUCUUUGCUCACGGCUCCUCUUGAGAUAAGACUAAUAAGAUUUAGGAAAAUAAUUAUCAAACUAAUGAACAGAGUUGGAAAACAAAACACUGCAUGGCAGGCUUUAUUGCAAACACACAUACACCAGCUCAUGUACACACACACACACACACACACACACACACACACACACACACACUUCCUGGAAUUAUAUGUUCUGCUCCCAGAUCUUUCUUCACAGUAGGAAUUUAGCAACUGUUGUUUAGUAGAAGAGGAUCUUAGCUCUCGGCUGGAGGUAACAAACUAUUUCAAAUCCUUUGAAGUGAGAAAUCAGCUUGUUCUCAGUUCCAACAAUCACCCACAUAUCCCUCGCUACAGUUUGUGCCUCUCAUUUAAUCAGCGUUUUUUUAAUUCAGAGAGAGGGUAUAAACUACUGUUUUCAUCAAAAUAAACCGAAGUAAAACAAUUGCAGCAGGCCGUUUAGCAAAACAUGUUGAAAACGUGUCCAUAAUCCUCAAACUCCUUUCUAUCCUGCCUCUCAUCUACAGUGAAUUUGAAUGUCUUGACCCAAACAAAGGUAGCAACCAGAAUCAUUAUCACAUCUGGUUACUUAAAUCUGGUCAUUCAGCUUUCCAAUUAUUGAAAGUCCUGAAAUGACUAAAUCGACUUAAAGAUACAGUUAUUUAACCUGGAAAUCAGGUUUCAUAGGCAAACUGUCAUUGGGAUCACAAGCUCCUUAAACUUGUUUAAUGUUGAUGUCCCCAUAACAUAUAUUUUGUUAUUGGAGGAUUAAGUCUUGUGGUAACACCAACAUUAAUGUUGGUGAUAUUUUGCACAUAUUUCAAUUAAUUUAAACAGAAUCAUCACAGUGAGAGAAGUGACUCGUAAAAAGUAAACCUCCGUGCUGAAUUUAACUUUGACACACUAAUUAGCUAAAUAAAGAAGUAAAUAAAUGCAGUUUAAUGCCCAAAGCAUUUCUGUGGGAUUAUAUCUAACAGCUGUUUGCUAAUUCGCUAGCUAGUAAUACAGCUAGCUCACUAGCUGCUAAUACAGCUAGCAAACUAGCUAGUUAUACAGCUAGCAAACUAGCUAGCCUGUGGCGGUGCUUACAACUGCCACAAUGUACGAAGGAAUGUUGUUUUGCUACUUCUUUCUGUGACCGAGUGCUUAGAGGUUUAUGGGCAUCACCUGCUGGGUAUUCAAAGCUAUAAUUAAUUGAAUUGUAUCUGCAACCUGAAUGUAAUCACUAACACUAACAUCUCCACUGUAAAAAAAUUAUGCAUGAGAGGCGAAAACUGUGGCGAGCACACAUAUCCACAACGCCUGCUUCCUUUGCUUAACGGUUGCAGAAAAAAAUUAACUUCCUUGUAAUAAGGGCAUUACUGAUACACAUUGACACCGCUGUUCCAUCCACCCACCACCACCUAUAUGCCCCGUAGCACAUUAGACACACAAACAGUCUAAUACUUGCUGCUGCUGACUGGUGCAGCUGGGUGAGGGUGCAGGGUUCCUGAAGCGGGAGAUUUCACAUCCCAGCGUGCCCAGUCAAUGUGCCAGUCGGCCUUGCCAGCCUUCAUUAGGUGAAAAAGUGAAAACAUUCCCCUUCAAGCGGGUUUAUGGGGCAGCUUUGAACAAUCGAUACCAAAAACCUCCAGCGUGGAACUGCCCUUUAGCUACAGGCAGAGUCUCCCCGGUCAGGAGAGAUCAGCGGGAGACCGCCUCCAUAUGAGGCCUCUGUAUCCAGCGGCAGCUUUCUCUACUAACUCUCUGUUUCUGCUAAAUAUGACAUAACCAACACACGUUUGAGAUGAAUCCAGUGUUUCACUUUUUUUUUUUAUUUCACUGUUAGGUUUCUGUUACAAAAGCUAUAUUGAUGGUUGUUUUCUUCAGCUUGGAUGAUGCAAAGUCAUGCCAAAAUGUUGAGACCUGCAAUGGGAUGUAGAAGGAGCCCUCCUAUACAGGAAGUACAAUCAUAGAGGGAUGGGGAUAGUAGCACUUUUGAGGCUUUUGAUGGCAUGAAUGUGUAUAUUUGUGUAUGUAUGUGUCACCAUUAGGCAUACUGUGAGGGAAGCAGUGAUUCAGCAACGUGGUUGAUAACAGAUUUUAAACUGCUGGCCAUGUGUGGGAGAAAUGUUGGUUGAUAAAUUUGCUAUUUGAAAAUGCUUUUUAAUCCAAGCAAAGGCUGACAAUGUGUUUAUAACGUUUUAUUUGUUCUGACCCCUCAUUCAUUCAUAAAUUCAUUCAUUUAUUCAUUCAUAGUCAUGAAGCUCGAUGACUUGAGUCAAAGACAUGCAAACUUGCACUUUGUUUUAAAGCAUGCUAAAAUCAGACUCCUCGCUGCCAGAUUAGUUUAAAUGACAGUUUUCUGAAAAACACUUAUGGCUCAUUAUUUUUCUGUUUAUUUUUCUCUUUCCCAAAAAUCUCAGAAUGUAUCAGUAUUUGUUCUGAUUAUUGAAAGACUGGUGACGAAAAAACAAUAAUACAAAUAUAUGGAUGUAAAUAAGAUCUUAAAAUACCAUUUGCAGCACAAACACUGUAGUGUCACCAUUUUGAAUGAGCUGCUAAUACCACAAGAGGACCUAUUUUACAGAAAACUGUGGGAAUCAGUCAGUGUCUUCUUGUAGUAGCAAACUUUUUCAUGCAUGGUCACCUGGAACUAAAAUUGAAUAAUGGUUUAAAUUGAUCGGCUUCUUUAAAAUAGUACAAUUUGUUUAGGUAAAAAUCAAUAAACAAUGAGAAUGAUGAGCCUUAAGUACACUCUAAAAGGAUCAACACAUGUCUGUGUUGUUUUUCGGAAUAACACAUUGAACAAUUGUGCCCCAAACUGCAUAGACAUACCAAGUUGUUGAAGAUUUCGUAUACCAAUUUAGAGCAUACAUUUUCAAAUGUAAAGUUAUUGUAGUAACUAAUUGUAGUGCUGGCUAGCAUGCAACAAAUACAACUCAUGGGUUUUCUCCUCUUUAAUUAAAAUCUGUCUUGACAUCCGACAGAUCUCAAAGUCAAUUCAGAUGCAACUUCACAUUUCGGAUCCAUCGUGUUGAAGCAGUUUUCUGUCACAGUGUUGCUCCGGGUCUCCUGUCGUCUCUCAGGCUCCUCCAGGCCAGCUAGCAGCCGUCCCACAGCUCUGAUUAGCAUUAGCACUCCCGGGUCCUCUUCUCUAGUUGCAGUUCAGCUAAUGAGAUAGCGCUGGGUCACAGGGAGACUGAGUGGUCUGGAGAUGAGAAAAAAACAAAACAAUAGGGACCUUGGGCCGGACCGAUUCCAGCGCUCUGUACCCAGUGGACAGAUUUGAUGUGAAACAAACUCCUGUUAGAUCCCGUUAGCAUCGAGAAAUGCCAGUAGAUAGUGAGAUAUUUGUCAAAGA
Messenger RNA from Perca flavescens (yellow perch), 6431 nucleotides. RefSeq names its product Kruppel like factor 7b (gene klf7b). Lineage: Eukaryota; Metazoa; Chordata; Actinopteri; Perciformes; Percidae. Gene Ontology annotation, molecular function: RNA polymerase II cis-regulatory region sequence-specific DNA binding; DNA-binding transcription factor activity, RNA polymerase II-specific. The transcript has 4 exons. The coding region runs from base 354 to 1283 and encodes 309 amino acids. The record is from RefSeq and is a predicted model, not a curated record. Gene Ontology annotation, biological process: regulation of transcription by RNA polymerase II.